Messenger RNA from Postia placenta MAD-698-R-SB12, 1875 nucleotides. RefSeq lists its product as hypothetical. Gene Ontology annotation, cellular component: mitochondrion. The transcript has 3 exons. The coding region runs from base 1 to 1875 and encodes 624 amino acids. Lineage: Eukaryota; Fungi; Basidiomycota; Agaricomycetes; Polyporales; Adustoporiaceae. Gene Ontology annotation, biological process: heme biosynthetic process. Gene Ontology annotation, molecular function: pyridoxal phosphate binding; 5-aminolevulinate synthase activity. The record is from RefSeq and is a predicted model, not a curated record.
AUGGGCCCCGCCCUUCAGCUUCGCAGCAACCAGAUGGUCGCCAGCUACGCCAGCCUUGCCGGCUCUGCCGAGUUCAAGCACAUCCACGAGGAGAAGGGUGUCUUCCCUGUCCCGACAGGCACCAACAUCGAGAAGUGCCCGCAUGCGUCCAAGGCACUCGCCGCCGCUCGCAUGGCUGAGGAUCUCACCAAGGUUGCCGAAGUCAAGAAGACUAGGGGGACUCGUGCUACUGCUUCCUCGUCCUCUCCCAAGGCAGCGUCUGGUUGUCCAUUCCAUGCCGCUGCUCAGGAAAGCAAGGGCAAAGAGGUCCCGCAGGCGACGGGCUUCAACUACGAGAGCUUCUACAUGACGGAGCUCGAGAAGAAGCACCAGGACGCAUCCUAUCGCUACUUCAACAACAUCAACAGAAUGGCGUCUAAAUUCCCCAUUGCCCACACUGGCAAUCCGAAGGAUGAGGUUGAAGUCUGGUGUGCCAAUGACUAUCUUGGGAUGGGCAACAAUCCUGUCGUUCUGGAGACGAUGCACCGUACGUUAGACACUUACGGGCACGGUGCCGGGGGAACCCGAAAUAUCGCGGGAAAUACCGGCAUGCAUCUGUCCCUCGAAGAAGAGCUUGCGGAAUUACACCGUAAGCCCGCAGCGCUGGUAUUCUCCUCCUGCUACGUCGCCAAUGAUGCCACGCUCGCUACGCUGGGAUCAAAGCUCCCAGGAUGUAUCUACUUCUCCGACUCGAUGAAUCAUGCCUCCAUGAUCCAGGGCAUGCGGCACUCUGGCGCCAAGCGCGUCAUCUUCAAUCACAACGAUCUGCAGGAUCUCGAGCACAAGCUCGCGCAGUACCCGAAGGAGACGCCGAAGAUCAUCGCGUUCGAGAGCGUAUACUCUAUGUGCGGCAGCAUCGGACCGAUUGCGGAGAUCUGUGAUCUAGCAAAGAAGUACGGCGCUUUGACCUUCCUCGAUGAGGUGCACGCUGUCGGACUUUACGGGCCUCGCGGUGCUGGUGUUGCGGAGCACCUUGACUUCGAGGCACAGAAACGUGCUGGUCGAAACCCUGAUCCCAUCAAAGGUUCGAUCAUGGAUCGUAUCGACAUCAUCACCGGUACUCUUGGCAAGGCAUAUGGCGCGAUUGGCGGAUACAUCGCUGGUUCCUCCGACUUUGUUGACAUGAUCAGGUCCUACGCUGCCGGGUUCAUCUUCACCACCUCUUUGCCCCCCGCCAACAUGGCUGGCGCACGCGCCAGUAUCUCUUACCAGAAGGAGUUCCUCGGUGAUCGUCGUCUUAUGCAGAUUAACGUCAGGGAGCUCAAGUCGCGCUUCGAAGCCCUUGACGUUCCCGUCGUCCCUGGUCCCUCCCACAUCGUCCCUGUCCUCAUUGGUGACCCCGCUCUUGCGAGGCAGGCGUCCGACUUACUCCUCGCCAAGCACAAUGUCUACGUCCAGGCUAUCAACUACCCUACAGUCGCGCGUGGUGAGGAGCGUCUCCGCUUCACCGUAACCCCCGGACACACCAUCGACCAGAUCGCUCGCCUCGCCCACGCUGUUGACCAGACCUUCACCGAGCUCAAGAUUAAGCGCACGUCGGAAUGGAGGGUCGAGGGCGGCCGUGCUAAUGUGGGCAUGCCUAAUGCGAAGCCGGUCGAGCCCAUUUGGACGGACGAGCAGCUCGGUUUGGUCGAUGGCACUGCGCCCAAGGUUCUCCGCGGUAGCCAGAAGCGCCCCGUGGAUGCCCGUGCGGUCAGGAUCACUCGCGAGAAGUUCAAUGACUUGCUGGGCCCCGUCGUCGAACCGGUUGUGAAGACCGUGCAGGUCAACAUGCCCGGCCUUGCGUAUCCGGCUGAUACCUUGCACGCUCCCAUUCAGGUUGCGGUGACGGCCUGA